CUUAGCAAACGUCUCACUUAGCAAUGGAAAUUUUGGGCUCAAUUGUGGUUCUAAGGCGAGGACCUGCUCUGUUUACAAAACACGGUGCUUCAGGAUAAGGUAGAAUAAUUAGUUCAUUGAGGAAGCAAUACGUGUUCGGCCCUCCCUCCAGGUCUGACAUUUGCCACCUCCAGCUACGCCUUUGCGCUCUCUUUUCUUGCCCCCGAAGGAAGAGGAGAGGCUUGAACGAGCUAGACAGGUUCCCCGCUCGGCUAUCCUCGCCCUGCGCCGCGCCUAAAGCAGGAAGUCGCUGACCAGGGCAGCUGUCGGAAACGGUCUCCUGUAGUGCCGGGAGCGUCUCUUUCCAAGGGGACUCGGUAGCCGGCGACCGCCCCGUCUCCUCGCUUCGGUUGCAAGUUAGGUAUAUGGGAAAAGACUUAACCCCUCAGUGAUUGGUAACAUCAAGGAACAAAUGUAGUCAGCAUUACAUUUUGGUUUACUGCAAACUUGGAACAAAAAUCUGAAGCAUCUGAGUAACAAAAAGUUAAACUUGGUACUCAAGUAAAUGGCCGAGCUUCCACCUGGGAUUCGUUUGAUCACUUCAUUUACAAAAGACCAAUGGUACAGGGCUUUCAUAUUUGUCUUGACUUUCCUGCUGUAUGUUAGUUUUCAUUUAUCAAGGAAGCCAAUCAGUAUAGUUAAGGGAGAGCUGCAUAAACACUGUACUACUCUUCAAAUUAUUGAGCGGGAUACCCAUGAAGAAAAUGGCAUCCACAUUCCACCUGUUAAAACAUUAUAUAAUAAUUCUCGCUGUGGCUGGGAACCUUUUGAUAAAAGCAACUACAAGCAGUUAUUGGGAGCCCUGGAUUAUUCAUUUCUCUGUGCUUAUGCUGUCGGAAUGUAUUUGAGUGGCAUAAUAGGAGAACGUUUGCCUAUUCGAUACUAUCUCAGUGGUGGGAUGCUUGCCAGUGGAUUCUUUACUGCAUUAUUUGGAAUUGGCUAUUUUUGUAAUAUACAUAGUUUGUGGUACUACAUCAUUGCUCAGGUAGCUAAUGGAUUGGUACAAACUACUGGCUGGCCCAGUGUGGUCACUUGCAUUAGCAACUGGUUUGGAAAAGGAAGGAGAGGAUUGAUAAUGGGAUUAUGGAAUUCCCACACUUCAGUAGGAAAUAUUUUAGGAUCCUUAAUAGCUGGCUACUGGGUAUCUAUCUGCUGGGGCUUGUCUUUUGUGGUACCUGGCAUUAUAAUAUCCUUAAUGGGGAUUAUAUGCUACCUGUUUCUUAUUGAACAUCCUAAGGAUGUAAACUGUACAGUAAAAUCAUCAGCUGAUCCAGAAAUGCAAUGUCUGCUACGGAGUAAUGAAAAUUGCACAAAGCCACUGAAUCUUAAUGGAGGAUACGAACACUUUGGAAAUGGAAAUGCUGCUAUAAGUUUUACUGGUGCUUUGCAAAUACCUGGAGUGGUAGAAUUUUCUCUCUGCCUAUUAUUUGCCAAAUUAGUCAGCUACACUUUUCUUUUCUGGCUACCACUAUACAUCACUAAUGUAGAGCAUCUUGAUGCUAAAAAGGCAGGUGAUCUUUCUACCCUAUUUGAUGUUGGAGGAAUUUUUGGUGGAAUUUUAGCGGGUGUAAUAUCAGACCGACUCAAAAAAAGGGCUACAACUUGUGGCAUGAUGCUGUUGAUAGCUGGACCCACUCUGUAUAUAUUUUCUGCAAUCAGCAAAAUGGGUUUUGAGGCCACAAUAAUUAUGUUGCUCAUCUGUGGAGCUCUUGUGAAUGGUCCAUACGCAUUGAUCACGACAGCUGUCUCUGCUGACUUGGGUACCCAUAAAAGUCUUCAUGGAAAUGCAAAAGCUCUCUCAACUGUUACAGCCAUCAUUGACGGAACAGGCUCCAUAGGUGCAGCAUUGGGACCAUUGUUAGCCGGUCUUCUUUCUUCAUCUGGUUGGAACAAUGUCUUUUACAUGCUGAUGAUAGCAGAUGCCUGUGCCUUACUGUUUUUACUCCGCCUUAUACGAAAGGAACUUCAAUGUAGUCUUGACCAGACUUUGUUUAAGGAGCAUUGACUUUUAGUCAGGAGAUUUAUUUAAAACAAUUAUUUUUAAAGAGGUUAAUCCGGAAAUCCUACUUGAUCCCUCUGAGAAGAAAGCUGCUUCUAUAAAAGGCACAUUGCACAUCUUUCUUUGGAUUGCUGAUAUCCCUGGAAAUAAUAUUUGCAUGCAAAUCGCAUUUCCUGAAAAACUUGCAGUUGUUUUUAGACAUCAGAAUUUUGAUUCUUCGCAGCUCCUCUCUUAACUUUGUACAUUAAUAUAGGGAAUGUGAUAUAAAGGCUCUCCUAGCUAUUCUACAUAGCAGAACUGAGCCAAAGAAAAGUGUGCCUUUAUCAUCACUUUGUCAAAAUAUUUUAUUACAUGAUUGCUCUCAUGUUUUAAGAGAAUUGAAGACAAAAAGCGAAGGAAAUAAUUAACUCUAGAUACUAUUUUGGAAUGUACUAAAAAUGAGCAAAAUGUGGAUUCAGAUGUCUGCCCUGUUAUGCCAUGUUUACUUUUUGUUAAAAAAAAUUGACUGUUGAAUAUGCAAUACUUCCUAUUAAGAAUAUUCAGCAUUUUCUAUUGUCCAAUGUUACUAAUAUUUCUCAUUGUACAGUUAAAUAUUGAACUUGAUUAUUCAUAUAGCUGAUUAAUGAAUUAGAAGCAAAUAACUUGUAUUAACAGAACUUUCAAGGCAUUUCAGAAUGAUAAUAUCUAUUAUCCUGCUUGAUUUUUGAAAUUGAUCAAAAUGGAAAUUGAUUUUAAAGUAAUAUUCAAUAGUUACUGCAGCUGAUGUAUUUAUUCUCUCCCAUGGAUAUUUUUUAAAUCAUUUUUGGAAAACAUUAUAAAGUAAAUUCACAAACACUGAACCAAAUUUCUAGUUGAUAUUGUUGACAUCCAAAGUUGAUACAUUUGGGAGAUUUAUCUGCAAUUGGCUUACUGGGACUUUCCUUCUCAUUGUGUUUAUGCAAAAAAGGCCUCUACAUCCAACUGAAUUGUGUAAAACUCAUACCUUCAUGACAGUACAUUCGCAAGAAUCCUUCUUAUGUAUUUGUCUCUGAAACCUUAGAAUUACCCUGGAUGUAUUUGAAUGAUUUUAUUCUUGUUUAUAAGUGCAUUUUUGAAAAGACAGGAUGGUAUUACCUCUAUUAAACUACUUAUUUACUUA
Molecule: messenger RNA, 3176 nt
Organism: Pseudonaja textilis
Lineage: Eukaryota; Metazoa; Chordata; Lepidosauria; Squamata; Elapidae
Source: RefSeq, a predicted model, not a curated record